This is a messenger RNA of Aedes albopictus (Asian tiger mosquito), 5376 nucleotides long. RefSeq lists its product as uncharacterized. The record is from RefSeq and is a predicted model, not a curated record. The coding region runs from base 1 to 5376 and encodes 1791 amino acids. The transcript has a single exon. Lineage: Eukaryota; Metazoa; Arthropoda; Insecta; Diptera; Culicidae. Gene Ontology annotation, biological process: DNA integration. Gene Ontology annotation, molecular function: nucleic acid binding.
AUGGCCCCUGAUUUGCGAGCAUUGACCAAGCAAGAGCAGUUUUGCUUCGACACCUUGAACAACGUGGUCAAAUUCAUUAAUCAAUACGAUGAAGCGCGGGAUAAGGGACAGAUCGCGGGUUGGAUGGAUCGUUUGGAGGGGCUCUUUGAGAAUUUUUUGAAGGUGCGAUUGCAAAUUGAUUUGCUGCAGGAUGAUGAAUCGCCCACUGCAGACGAAGAGGAAAAGGCUAGUCGUGCCUCACGAGAUCGGUUUGAAAAGAUCUACGUGCAGGUGAAAGGUUUUCUUGUUAAUGCUGAACGCAUGGCAAAUGCGGUACCCUCCACCAGUGCAGGUGGAGGUUUUAGUGGUUCAAACGCUAAUCGCGCCACUCCAAUGGCUCGGAUAAAGCUUCCCGAAGUCAAGCUUCCUUCCUUCAGCGGAUCAGUCACUGAGUGGCUAACUUUUCGAGACACGUUUAAGAGUCUCAUCGAUUCCAAUCCAAAUCUUUCGGAUGUGGACAAGUUUUCCUACCUUGUCGCAUCACUAACAGGGGAAGCGAAGCGGGUUGUCGAGCCUAUCGACAUUACUGAUGCCAACUAUGCCAUUGCUUGGCAGUCUCUGACAAAGCGCUUCGAUAACAAAAAGCUUGUGGUUAAAACCUAUAUAGAUGCGCUUCUUUCCGUCGAACCCCUGAAGCGGGAAAGUUACGAAUCCCUUUCUCGACUAAUUGACGACUUCGAACGAAAUCUGCAGAUGAUUGAGAAAUUGAACAUUGACACCAAGGGUUGGAGUGUGUUGCUGGCUCACAUCGUGUGCUCUCGUCUCGACACUGCAACACUCAAGCAGUGGGAAAACCAUCACAAAUCGACAGACGUUCCCCGGUACGAGGUGCUCAUCGAUUUCCUACGUUCUCAUUGCAUCGUUCUCCAGUCAAUCGCGCCUGGGAAAGCGCGGGCCUCUGAUCCUCCCCGAUCUGAUCCAGCGCGUGUGCCGAAGAUCAAGGUUAGCAGCGUGCAUUCCGUCGUCAAUUCACCUCACAAGCCAUGUUGUUUUUGUAACCAGUCUGACCACUCGCCGUUCAAAUGUGAUGUGUUCCGCAAGCUAGGCGUUUCCGAACGGUACGAUUUGGUGAAGAAAAGGAGUCUCUGCAUCAACUGCUUGUCCGCUGAUCACCAGGUUAGAAGCUGCUCAUCCGGUGCCUGCCGCGUCUGCAGUCAAAAGCAUCACACGAUGCUCCACCAACAAGCUCCCAUUCGCAAUCCUCCCCAACCACAGGGUCCCAAAUCAAACUCAAGUCAGCCCUCCGCAAUUCAGACUCAAUCUCAAGCUCAAAUCGCUCCAACUACGUCGUCCAACGCAAAUAAGUCUUCCUCGCCAUCUAUCGUCCCUGACGAACAGACACCAUCCACGAGUGCCCUCAGUCAUUGCUCUACCUCCUCGGUUGCCAACGUCCGCCGAAUCCCAUCAACCGUGUUGCUGCAGACGGCGCUCGUGAAGGUCAUCGAUUCUUCGAAAAACACCCUGUGGGCUAGAGCGUUGCUCGAUCCCGCCUCGCAGCUGAACAUAAUUACCGAAAGCUUGGCCCAACGAUUGCAAGUGCAACGGGUCAAGGAACACCACAUCGUCGGGGGAAUCGGACAAUCCUGUACUCCGUCCACACACUCUGUCGUAGUCCACAUUCAGUCGCAUUGCUGCCGUUUUCGUACCCAGCUUAAGUUCCACGUGCUGCCUGCUGUGACACGUGAACUUCCUUCGAAUAGCAUCGACGUAGCCGAAUGGAAUUGGCCUACCGGAGUAAUUCUGGCAGAUCCCCAAUUCAACAAACCAGCAGCAGUGGAUAUGAUUAUCGGAGUGGAUGCGUAUUAUGAUUUGCUUCUCGAUGGACUGAUUCGCCUAGGCCCCGGCCGACCUGUGUUGCAGAAUACCAUGCUGGGUUGGGUCGUCUCCGGUCGGGCUGGUAAUGGCCGACCAGAUCCCGAAAUUAUUAGCAUCGUCCACGUUUGCAGCACAGACGGUCUCGAACAGCAGUUGUCCAGAUUUUGGGAACUUGAAUCCUGUCAGUCCUCCAGCACCUUGUCCGUAGAAGAAUCGACUUGUGAGGCUCACUUCGUCGCCACUACCACGAGGGCUGAGUCCGGUAGAUUCGUUGUCCAACUUCCGAAGAAACCCACCAUUCUAUCGCAGAUGGGGGAUUCGUAUGAUAUCGCCAAACGUCGGUUCCUAUCCGUGGAACGCCGAUUACAAGCCAAACCCCAACUGAAGACAGCUUACUCCGCUUUCAUCGAGGAAUACCGAAUCCUUGGACACAUGAAGGAAGUAGUAGAUGUUAGUCAGCCCACACCGUAUCGCCCGUAUUAUCUUCCACACCACUGCAUCGAACGUCCCGACAGCGUAACCACGAAGCUUCGCGUAGUUUUCGACGCGUCUUGCGCCACGGACACCAACGUUUCUCUGAACAACUCGCUGAUGGUGGGACCCACCGUCCAAGAUGACCUCUUCUCGUUGAUCCUGCGGUGGCGAACCCACCGAUACGUGAUUAUUGCGGACAUCGAAAAAAUGUACCGCCAGAUUAAGGUGCAUUCUUCAGACCAGUGUCUGCAACGGAUUCUUUGGAGAGAUGAUCCGUCGGAGCCGAUUCGCAUUUUCGAGCUCUCCACGGUAACGUAUGGCACUUCUUCAGCGCCGUAUCUAGCCACCCGCUGUCUGAAAGAACUCUCCGUGAUAGGCCGUCAGUCUCAUCCUCUCGCUGCCAAAGUCGUAGGUGAAGACUUUUAUAUGGACGAUCUCUUUACCGGAAGCAAGACCAUUCGAUCUGGAAGGGUCUUGUGCACGCAGCUUCUUCAGCUUCUGCAUUCCGCUGGAUUUCCACUGCGCAAAUGGUCGUCCAAUUCUCCGGAGAUUCUCUCGCAUAUUCCUGAGGCACUACGUGAUGAACGAACCGUAUUGGGCCUCGAUCCAGGAGCUUCCAUCAAAACUCUCGGGCUUAGGUGGGAGCCAGCUUCCGAUUGCUUCGGCUUCCACGUUCCAAAAUGGAAGCAAGACAUUUGCGUUUCCAAGCGGCAAGUGGUUUCCGAUUCUUCGAGCCUUUUUGAUCCGCUCGGCUUCAUAGGCCCAGUCAUCGUAGUUGCCAAGUUGUUCGUGCAGGACCUCUGGCGAAGCAAGCGUUCCUGGGACGAGCCGCUAGAAGACGAACUCCAACAAAGCUGGCUGCAAUUUCGGUCCGAACUUGCGGCAAUCGAGACAAUUAUCGUUCCUCGUUGGGCCGUCCCAAUCGUCGAUCCAACUUCCAUCGAAUUACACGGUUUUUGUGAUGCCUCCGAAAAGGCUUAUGGGGCAUGCAUCUACCUCCGCGCCGUGUCCUCCAACGGCGACACAUCCGUCCGUCUUCUAACCUCGAAGUCGAAACUGGCACCUCUAGGAAACAGCAAGAAACAAAAAAGAGUCUGUCUGCCUCGCCUCGAACUUUCUUCGGCGCUAUUAUUGAGCCACUUAGUUCAGAAGGUCCAGGAAGCACUGAAUCUCCCAAUGAAGUGUUUUUUCUGGACUGAUUCGAUGAUCGUCCUCCAGUGGAUUUCAGCUGCCCCUUCCCGCUGGAAAACGUUUGUGGCAAACCGAGUGUCCGAAAUCCAACACCUGACGGAAGGCGGACUGUGGAAUCAUGUGCCUGGAAUCGAGAAUCCGGCAGACAUCAUCUCCCGCGGAAUGCUGCCGGCGGAACGCAGAGAUUGCGCAGCAUGGUGGAAUGGUCCACCGUGGCUCAGUCAACCAAACAGAUUCUGGCCUGCUCUUGUCCGUCCAGCAUUCGAGAACUUCGAAGCAGAACAACUCGAGGAAAGAGCAAUUGUCCUACCAAUCCAAGUCCACGAGCCAAACCCUAUCUUCAGUCUUCGGUCUUCGUAUACCGGCCUAGUCUCGGUGGUGGCAUAUCUCCUGAGAUUUUGCCACAAUUGCAAGCAACGAAAUCCCUCAAAUCGACGAACCGGUUUUCUGAAGACUACUGAGUACAAGGACGCGCUCAUGCGUUUGGUUCGUUUAGCCCAACAAGAGUCGCUGACCGAAGAUGUCAAAGCCGUCGAUGCCACAGGAGAAGUCAAGCCCAACUCCAAGCUAAAAUCCCUAGCACCAAUCUUGGAAGACGGAAUCCUGAAGGUUGGUGGCCGUCUUCGCAACGCUCCGGUGACGGAAACACGCAAACACCCGAUGAUCCUGUCUCCGAGCCACCCCUUCACCAAAAUGGUAGUCACCUACUAUCACAAGAAGCUUCUUCACGCCGGCCCGCAAUUGUUAAUCGCCCACUUGCGGGAGCAGUUUUGGCCACUAAGAGUACGCAACCUGGCGCGGAAAGUAGUUCAAGACUGUAUCAGAUGCUAUCGCUGCAAACCGACCGUCCAGGAGCAGUUAAUGGGAGAUCUUCCUAGCGAGCGGGUGACUCCCACCUACCCGUUCCUGAAAACCGGCGUAGAUCUUUGCGGACCGCUAUUCUACCGUCAUCAUGGCCGCAAGUCUCCCCCGGUGAAAUGCUAUGUCGCCAUGUUCGUGUGCCUCGUCACCAAGGCGGUGCAUAUCGAAUUAGUGGCGGAUCUAACAACGGACGCGUUCAUUUCUGCUCUGAAACGGUUCAUUGCCCGCCGCUCCAAACCCGCCGUCAUCGAAUGCGACAAUGCGAAAAACUUCCAAGGAGCAUCACGUGCGCUAGCCGAGCUUCUAGCGCAAUUCCGGUCGCAGCAGCACCAGCACUCCGUCGGUUCCUUCUGCGUAGAAGAAGGGAUCGAGUUCAAGUUUAUACCGCCUCGAUCACCCAACUUCGGUGGCCUCUGGGAGGCCGCCGUAAAGUCGUUUAAAAAGCACCUGAAAUCGACUAUCGGAACAACCAUUCUGUACAAGGACGACCUCGAGACGCUGCUCGUCCAGAUUGAGAGCUGCCUGAACUCCAGACCGCUUACCCAGUUGUCUACUGACCCCGAGGACCUGGAGGUCCUUACACCCGGCCACUUUUUGGUCCACCGUCCCUUGGUCGCUGCCGCCGAACCAUCGUAUGAAGAAAUUCCCCAGAAUCGCCUAAACCGUUACCAGAUGACGCAGGAAUUUGUUCGCCGAAUUUGGAAGCGUUGGAGCACGGAUUACCUUUCCGGACUGCACCCCCGCACCAAAUGGACCCGCCAGCGGGAUAAUCUUGCCGUCGGAACCUUAGUACUCUUGAAGGAUGAGAAACUGCCGCCGCUCCGGUGGUGUCUCGGCCGUGUUACUCGACUUUUCUAUUGUGACGACGGGAAUGUUCGCGUCGUUACCGUGAAGACAAAAGAUGGAGAAUUCAACCGGGCAAUCAGCAAGGUUUGCGUUCUGCCUAUCCAGCAAUCAGCCAGCGCUGAUGAAGACGUAGUUCUCGCCAACAUGUAA